Molecule: messenger RNA, 2193 nt
Organism: Mugil cephalus (flathead mullet)
Lineage: Eukaryota; Metazoa; Chordata; Actinopteri; Mugiliformes; Mugilidae
Gene: ctns
Product: cystinosin, lysosomal cystine transporter
Exons: 11
Coding region: 123-1277 (384 amino acids)
Biological process (GO): L-cystine transport
Cellular component (GO): lysosomal membrane
Molecular function (GO): L-cystine transmembrane transporter activity
Source: RefSeq, a predicted model, not a curated record
UAGCGUCAAAACCACCAACAGGAGCAGCCGCCGAAGAAGAAGACAACAAGAGCCACCACAACAAAUAGAAGAAGAAGUAAAAAGAAGAAGAAGAACAGUGGUCUAGUCUUGUGACCUGCAUUAUGGCCGGUCAAGGCUCGACUAGGAGACGGCUGCCUGCUCAGCUGCUGGUCCUGUGGAUGCUGACCAAUUUAUCUGACUCCUCCUCCUCCACAGUGUGUUUGUCUGCUCCUGCUUCUGUCACGCUUCAAGUUUCCUCUAAUGCCACCACCACUAUUACAUCCAGUUCACCUGUCAACCAGUCAAUGGUGAUUUACUUCAACGUGACCUACAGCUCCAAGUCGAACUACUCCUCUGUUGUCACGCUGCCUGAGGAGGUGCUGCUGCCAGCGAAGGCCGACACGGUCAAUUUCACGGUGACAGCCAAAGGUGUCGGUCAGGUGACCACGUACCUGCUCAGCAACAACACGAACCUCAGCAGUUUGUCUGUGAGGAUCCGCUUCAUAGUCGUCCACAGCAGCGUCCUCUCAGUGAUCAGUCAGGUGAUCGGCUGGAUUUACUUUCUGGCCUGGUCGGUUUCGUUCUAUCCUCAAGUCUGGGAAAACUGGAGGAGGAAAAGUGUCGUAGGUCUCAACUUUGACUUCCUGGCCCUCAACCUCACCGGCUUCAUCGCUUACAGUGUCUUCAACAUAGGGCUGUUCUGGAUCCCGUAUGUUAAGGAGGAGUUUCUGAAGAAGAACCCCAAUGGGAUUAACCCGGUCGAUGCUAACGACGUUUUCUUCAGUCUCCAUGCCGUCCUGCUCUGCUUGGUCUACGUCAGCCAGGCUGUUAUCUACGAGAGGGGGGGUCAGAGAGUCUCCCGGGUGGCCAGGGCCUUGCUGGUCAUCGGCUGGGCGUUUGCUUUGAUCAGCUUAUUUGUCGCUAUAUCCAAACGCAUCACCUGGCUGGACUACCUCUACUAUUUCUCCUACAUUAAACUAGCAGUCACUCUGGUCAAAUAUGUGCCACAGGCUUACAUGAACUACAGAAGAAAGAGCACCGAGGGAUGGAGUAUUGGAAAUGUGUUGCUGGACUUCACCGGUGGAACACUCAGCAUCCUGCAGAUGAUCUUAGAGUCCUACAACAACGACGAGUGGAUGCUGAUAUUCGGCGAUCCGACCAAGUUCGGUCUGGGUCUGUUCUCGGUGGUGUUCGACAUCCUCUUCAUGACCCAGCACUACUGCCUCUACAGACAGCCUCCGUCCUACGAACCUAUCGGAGAAGAAGCGGACGACUGACGCUCAGCUCACUCUGCUGUGACGCGAGGACUCGGGAAGAUCAGUGUUUGACUUCCACCAUGAUACCGCGUUACAGCGGAGCAGGCUUUUUAAAUUAGGUUUAGAUCAAGCUGCUUGGGACCAAAAAAAGUUCCUUUUUCUGAAUUUAUCUAAGGAUCUAUUUUUUUUACACUAUAAUUAUUUUUAUUUGGAGCACGGAGGCCUUAAAAUACUGGGACUUUUUAAGCACCAACAUCAGGUGUUUUGAGAUACUGUACUGUAAUAACUUUGAGGGCAGAGGGUGAGUCCGAGUUACUGUGGUUUAGUCAACUCCUCAUUAUUAAAUUUUAAUUCAGUGAUUUACUAUAAAUAAUAUGUUGAGCUGAUCGUCUGUGAAGUCAAUAUUAUUACCUGUGUUUAUUUGAUUGGAUUUUCUCCCUGAUUCCGUUGCAAUAAAUAUCACACACACAUACAUAUAUAUAUAUAUAUAUAUACAUGUAUACAUUUUGGUGUUCUUAAAUAUGUGCCAUGGGUCUAAAUAAUGAAGACACGAGCUACAUCCUGCUUCCUGCAACGACUAUUUCAGAGCAACGUUUUCCCCAGUUGGUUUAACAUUUUUUUUAUUUUCUAUUCACAUCCAAUUUUCCACAUAUAUAUAUAUAUAUAUAAAUAUAGUACACAAUUUUCAGAAAAGAUGUCAAGUAGAUCGAAGUAGCACAUACCGUCAUUGACUGGUCAAAAAAAAUGCAAGCAAGCAGUCGGUAUAUGAACAUGAUAGAGAGGGGGAAGAAAGAAGAGGUUCAUUAAAGACGUUAAAGUAAAAAGGCUAAUUAUGACAUCACUGCUAUGAACAAAACUACAGCUUCAGACUCUUUCUUUUCUUUUCUUUCUUUUGGUGGAAUUUGCUGCUUGUUAAAACAGACAGGAGACAGCACCG